AUGACGCCCCUGGCAUCUGAAUCCGAUGUUCAGUAUACCGUCUUCGUGCGACUGCCGUUUCCCCGAGGCGACUUUAUCGAUCCUCCUCCUGCAAACUGGAGUCUUGUCAAAGAUCGCGCGCUAUGGGAGAUUCUGUCACAGCCAUCUAAGGGCAAUGAUAUAGACUGGAAAGCAAUCGCCGAUGACUUCAACGUUACCCUCCCGUUCCUUCUCCAGCAGGCCGCGUGGCUCUACGAUCGACAACUAUCCCAAGUCCGAGCACAAAUGCUAAAGGUCGGCAAUACACAUUCGCAGUCAUCGUCUCCGACCCCGGGGCCAAUACUUGGGUCGGUUUCUGGGAGUGGUGCAUUAGGUGGACAAGCUAUGAGGAGAGUUGGCAGUGGCGGAUCCCGUGUCCCUUCGAGAUUAUCGGCUGUUCAGAAAGACAAUCAACCGUCAAGGGUGGACAGCAGUGGUUCCUCGACGAAAGCUCAGGCACCAUCCGUCCGAACAAAUUCCGCCAACACCGUUACUCAGACACCAGUAGCGACCGAAAGCAUAGAUAAACCGCCCCUGACAAAAACGUUAGCUGGCCGAGAUUUACCCCGACGCGAGAGGCCAAGUCUGGCUAUUCUUCAGAAAGCACCCCAAACAACGCAACAGGCCGACGAUAGCCCAUCAAUAUCAACCGAUUCUGAUACCGACUCUGAUCUAGGUGAUGAUGAUGACGAUGACAGUGAGGAUGAGAUGUUGACCAGUCGUCGACUGCCUGGUGUUCGUCGAUUCGGUAAAUAUUCUAUGCAUAAGCCUAGUUUAAGGGACGAUCUAGAUGACGACGACGACGAUGAUUCGCCUGCAUUUCUCCCCCUACCGCGCGAAAAUGAAUCUGGUGCUCAGCACAUGAACUCGACACUCCGCCAACAGAACAAUAUACCAGAAACGUCGCAAAGACAAAUGACAGGCUAUACCCCAUCACAUCGUCGUGAAUUAGUAAGUCUGGAUAGUUCAGCAAGCUCUGGCGUCGCCAUAGGUAGUCCGCGAGCCGGACCCCAGCGUCCAACAGAACCCCUGAGUCCGAGACGAGUUGCCCACCUGUCCCGGCAGAGUUCCAGACAGCAGGGAUCGGCGAAUCAAAGUAGUGAAGAGACGCCCAGCAUGGGCAGUAGUUUUAGUGACUUAGAUGAUGCGAGCGUCACACAAUCAGCGCUCGAAGAAGCUCUUUUGAGUAAUAUGCAGCAUGGAGGAAUGGCGAGUCGAAUGAGCACGAUCAGUCAAGCGCUGCGCAGUCGUUAUUUGUGA
Molecule: messenger RNA, 1278 nt
Organism: Talaromyces amestolkiae
Lineage: Eukaryota; Fungi; Ascomycota; Eurotiomycetes; Eurotiales; Trichocomaceae
Exons: 7
Coding region: 1-1278 (425 amino acids)
Biological process (GO): autophagosome assembly
Cellular component (GO): phagophore assembly site
Source: RefSeq, a predicted model, not a curated record